This is a messenger RNA of Pleurotus ostreatus (oyster mushroom), 468 nucleotides long. RefSeq lists its product as uncharacterized. The record is from RefSeq and is a predicted model, not a curated record. Lineage: Eukaryota; Fungi; Basidiomycota; Agaricomycetes; Agaricales; Pleurotaceae. The transcript has a single exon. Bases 1 to 468 code for a protein of 155 amino acids.
AUGACUACAAAAACGAUCACCUUUAAUAACGGCGAGACGUUUCUUCCGUCCGACCGAAAGAAUGAAAGGCAUUCUAGACUGGCUUUCUCCUCAGCGGUGGCUCCGUUAAAUCCAAUACUCGCCGAGUUCAACAUCACCGAUGACCCGAGCGCACCGACAACCGUCGUCAAGUACGAAUACGAUCCUUCAGAAGACUCCGAGUCGGAUGAGGAUGAGGAUGAGGAGGUGGCUACAGCGAUGACAGAGCAGGAGAGGAACAAGGACAAGGACGGUGGAUUUCUCACUACGGGGACUCACUUCAGAGACGCGGCCGCCAUGAAUGGAUGCAAGGGUGACGAGGGGUUCGUAGACCAGCAAGCUUCGGACCAGAAAUACGCUCCUUGUUCCUCCGGCUUGAAGUUUGCCACCCACAGGAACGAUAGAGGCGAAGGGUUGGACAACGCGGUGGCGGUGGACAUUAACGAGUGA